GUUGAACUCGGAUGAGAUCAUCGAGCCACCGAUUUAUAAUAUUUAUAUUAUGUAUAUACGAUAUACUAUAAUAUUUGCGAUGAAGAGAGCGAUUUGAAAGAAUGAACUCCGACAACUUGUUUGCGCUUGCUGCAGGAUCGGCCUUGCUCAACUCUGCCAUAAACCAUGACGUAUUUACGACCAGAUAAGAUGAAAUUGAUGUGGGUAUCGCCUGAUAAGAGGGAAAUUCCCUCAAACGUAUCUGAGUGAUGCCACCCCACCACACUAUGGCAAGAACGUUCUUUUUCGUCCUCGUUCCCCUCUUCCUGGGCAUCUCCGCCCUCAUCCCCGACCAGGAUUGCCCCGUCGGGUUCUGUGAUCAGGUGACCGAGUGCGCCACGACCGAGAAGGCUCUGUCCGAGGGUGACUGCCCGGAGGAGACGUACUUCGUCGAGGAUGGAGGCAUCUGCGGCUGCUGCCCGGCCUGCCUCCGAUUUUUGGUUGUGCAUUCUGCCCGCCGGGCAGAGCUAAUUCGUCGGUACAGCAAAAUGGUGUCCGGGCCGGAGAAAGCAUUCCGUGUCUUGGCGUUUCAUGAGACAAAAUUGGUUGUUACAGAGCAGAGACAGUUUCGACGGAAGUAUGGGAAGGCUCCUCCAAGCCAGCCAUCAAUUCGUGCUUGGCCCACUAACACUCAGAUCCCCCGAAAUCGACUCGAUCUUGAAAAGCAUUCCCCUUCGCCUCCCAAAGAGGACCGGAACGCCGGCGAACACUGCAUCGUGAAGAGGAAGAAAGCCUUGAAACAAAUCCAUGAUGCAAUCGAGGCGGGAAAGGACAUACCCAGAUGGCUUCACGUCCCGGACUGUCGAGUGCGAAAGGAGGAUGGCACCUACAAAGGGUACUAUGCACCCUAUCAAUGUCAAGGCGACUUGAAUACUGGCAGGUGUUAUUGCGUAGACCCUCUAACGGGCAUCAAGAUAUUCGGCUAUCAAUUCGAGAAAGAAGUCGAGAAAACCAAGGAAAUGAAUUGCGCCUGCUCCUUAAAAAGGAACGAACUGGCGAAGAAAAAAGAGUACUCAACGCUACGUUGCGAGUUGAACGGGAAUUACAAAUCCCUUCAGUGCGAAAAGGACAUCUGCUUCUGCGUCAACGGAACGACGAUAGAAUUCAUCGGACCCUUCCUACCCAAGUCGCUGAUGACCCUGUUGCCGUGUUAUGAUCCCGAGGAGUUCCCAGACGAAAUGUACUACCCUCUCUACUCCUGCGGUUACCAUUACAACCUUUUCCAAGAGCGAGAUGAGGAGCAUGCAGCACAUGGAUCCAUUGCAAAAGCUGUGGACUUUCCUUCCUGCGACGUUGACGGCACCUAUGCUCCUGUCCAAUGCGAAAUCGAAGAAUCGAGUUGCGAAUGCAGCGGGAAAGAUGGGAAGUCCAUUGGCUAUCGAUCGGAAGACACGGUUGAAAGAAACUGCUACUGUGCUCGAGACCUGCAGUUCUUCGGCGAGUUGGGCGAGGUGAUAUCGUUGGAUUGCAAGAACAACGGGGAUUACAAUGAGAUACAGACGAUAGGCUCCGAAGACAGAGGCACCACCUUCUGCGUCGACUACCUCGGAUUCCGGAACUUUUGGGAUUUCCCGAUCAAAUUCAAAUGCUGUUUGAACUGUGCGCAGCUUGAAUGCAAUCUGGAUGAGUUGGGGCUGAACAAUAAUAGCCAGUUGCCGGAGAACUGCGACGACCGUAAGGAGUAAGCCUGAACUGUGACCACUUCCCAUCCCGAAAAUAAAGUUCGUGGAACAGAAAAUGGAAUUGUGACGAGCGGAAUGCGAAGUCUGUUACAGCCGUUCGUGUCAAAUCUUCAUGUAUACCGGCUAACCUCAUAUGAACUUCCAUAAUCCCUUGCAUAAGAAAAUAUAACCGUAAUGCGCGUGUAAGUCCCUCGAACAAUUGCACGGAUGUAACUUUACCUUCCUCGCCCUCAUCGAGACGAAUGACAUUGAUUCGCGAAGCACGAUGAAACGUCAUGAAAUAAAGGUCUUACUUCUAGC
Darwinula stevensoni is the source of this 2021-nucleotide messenger RNA. The record is from the annotation of a GenBank genome assembly. NCBI's taxonomy places the organism in Eukaryota, Metazoa, Arthropoda, Ostracoda, Podocopida, Darwinulidae.